This is a messenger RNA of Prorocentrum cordatum, 2557 nucleotides long. The record is from the annotation of a GenBank genome assembly. NCBI's taxonomy places the organism in Eukaryota, Dinophyceae, Prorocentrales, Prorocentraceae.
GCGAGAAGGGCGACGCUGGGAUCAGCGCGUGCGAGAAGGGCGAACAGUGGCAGCGGGCGCUUGCUUUGCUGAGCGAGAUGCGGGAGGCGAAGCUGGAGCCCGACCUCCAGUCAGCUACAGCGCUGGGAUCAGCGCGUGCGAGAAGGGUGGGCAGUGGCAGCGGGCGCUUGCACUGCUGAGCGAGAUGCGGAAGGCGAAGCUGGAGCCAUACCUGAUCAGCUACAACGCUGGGAUCAGCGCGUGCGAGAAGGGCGAACAGUGGCAGCGGGCGCUGACGUUGCUGAGCGAGAUGCGGGAGGCGAAGCUCGAACCCAACGUCAUCAGUUACAGCGCUGGGAUCAGCGCGUGCGAAAAAGGCGAGCAGUGGCAGCGGGCGCUUGCUUUGCUGAGCGAGUUGCGGGAGGCGAAGAUCAAGCCCAACGUCAUCAGCUACGACGCUGGGAUCAGCGCGUGCGAGAAGGGAAAGCAGUGGCAGCGUGCGCUCGAUUUGCUGAGUGAGAUGCGGGAGGCGAAGCUCGAGCCCAACGUCAUCAGCUACAACGCUGGGACCAGCGCGGGCGAGAAGGGCGAGCAGUGGCAGCUAGCGCUGGCGUUGCUGAGCGAGAUGCGGGAGGCGAAGCUGGAGCCCGACGUCAUCAGCUACAGCGCUGGGAUCAGCGCGUGCGAGAAAGUCAGCUACAGCGCUGGGAUCAGCGCGUGCGAGAAGGGCGAGCAGUGGCAGCCGGCGCUGGCACUGCUGAGCGAGAUGCGGGAGGUGAAGUUCGAGCCCAACGUCAGCGCUGUGAUCAACGCGUGCGAGACAGGCGAGCAGUGGCAGCCGGCGCUGGCGCUGCUGAACGAGAUGUGGGAGGUGCGUGCGGACCAGCAGGCCGAGGAUCCGGGCGCCGUCAUCGACGGCUACUCGUGCAUAGAGCGCACCACGCUGCAUGGGGAGCAGGAGUGCCUGAGCUGCCCGGAGCAGGCGCCGUCGAGGCAGUCCUGCGCGGACGCGUGCGACAAGCGCGCGUCCUGCAAUACCUUCGUGUUCGGUGGGGGCCAGUGCUGGCUCAAGGCCAAUGCGUCCACCUUGGUCGCCUUCCCGGGUGACGAGGCUAGCUGCUUCAAGGUGGGGCCAUUCCAUAAAAUUGGUUCGGGACUUUGCGUGGAUGCUGAUGGACAGCACUACAGAUCUGCCCGGAGGAGUGGCUACAGAGUUCCUUGGAGUUGUUCCCUUGCUUGCGAGGAGCUGGGCUCCAACGUGUGCCGCGGGUACUCGUUCUUCCCGCUCCCUGGCAACGCCGGCAUGUGCGUGUUGGCGAUGGACCAGUUCGAACAUCCUGAUCCACACUGGGUCAUGGACCCCCGCGUGGGGCACCACGGCGCCGGCCCCGUGGCGCGCAGCACGGGGAUGCUCGGCUCCUUCUGCUUCGCGCGGAGCGCGGGGGCCCCGGCGGCCCCGCCGAGCGCUGCCGGGGAGGAGGCUGUCGAGACCACGACCACCGAGUUUCGGCCCGACGCCGCCACCGGGACCACGCAGAGCGCCACUCUGGCGGCCCAGAAGCAGGGCGUCACAGUGGGGACGGAGCAGGCCGCCAGCUCUGCGACCAAGAGGGGCGUUGCCGAGCCUGCGCAGGCAGCUUCAGACACCGCAGAGGGCGGAGCCGUCACGAAGGCUGCCGAGACCACGACCACCGAGUUUCGGCCCGACGCCGCCACCGGGACCACGCAGAGCGCCACUCUGGCGGCCCAGAAGCAGGGCGUCACAGUGGGGACGGAGCAGGACGUCAGCUCUGCGACCAAGAGGGGCGUUGCCGAGCCUGCGCAGACAGCUUCAGACACCGCAGAGGGCGGAGCCGUCACGAAGGCUGCCGAGACCACGACCACCGAGUUUCGGCCCGACGCCGCCACCGGGACCACGCAGAGCGCCACUCUGGCGGCCCAGAAGCAGGGCGUCACAGUGGGGACGGAGCAGGACGUCAGCUCUGCGACCAAGAGGGGCGUUGCCGAGCCUGCGCAGACAGCUUCAGACACCGCAGAGGGCGGAGCCGUCACGAAGGCUGCCGAGACCACGACCACCGAGUUUCAGCCCGACGCCGCCACCGGGAGCAAGCAGAGCGCCACUCUGGCGGCCCAGAAGCAGGGCGUCACAGUGGGGACGGAGCAGGCCGCCAGCCCCGCGACCGAGAGGGGCGUUGCCGAGCCUGCGCAGGCAGCCGCAGACACCGCGGAGGGCGGAGCCGCCACGAAGGCUGCCGAGACCACGACCACCGAGUUUCAGCCCGACGCCGCCGCCGGGAGCAAGCAGAGCGCCACUCUGGCGGCCCAGAAGCAGGGCGUCACAGUGGGGACGGAGCAGGCCGCCAGCCCCGCGACCGAGAGGGGCGUUGCCGAGCCUGCGCAGGCAGCCGCAGACACCGCGGAGGGCGGAGCCGCCACGAAGGCACCCACCGCACCCACUUCAGAACCGACACCAGCGCCUACGGAGGCACCGACUCCAGAGCAUUCGCCAGGGCCUACCGCAGCGCCUACGCUGGCACCCACCGCACCCACUGCAGAACCUACACCAGCGCCGACGAAG